Messenger RNA from Passer montanus (Eurasian tree sparrow), 3521 nucleotides. RefSeq names its product kelch like family member 32 (gene KLHL32). The transcript has 11 exons. The record is from RefSeq and is a predicted model, not a curated record. NCBI's taxonomy places the organism in Eukaryota, Metazoa, Chordata, Aves, Passeriformes, Passeridae. Bases 212 to 2074 code for a protein of 620 amino acids. Gene Ontology annotation, molecular function: protein binding.
UCGGGCACCGGAGCGGCACAGCCGGGACGGCGGCUCUGCGGCGCGGGAGCUGCUUGCCCGCGGCUCGUCCCCCCGCUGCCGUCGGAGCGGAGCGGAGCGGGGCGGAGAGGCGGCGCCGCCACCGCCGUGCGCGGCCCCGGCACCUGCCCGAGCUGGAACACUCACAGCUUUCCCUAGAGGAUUAUAAGUUUGAUAUUCAGAAGACUGAAGGAUGCCAUCUGAAAGGUGCCUGAGUGUUCAGGAAAUGCUGACAGGUCAGAGGCUUUGUCAGUCCAGCUCCCACAAUGAUGCUGUCCUGGCAGCUCUGAACCAACAAAGAAGUGAUGGCAUUCUUUGUGAUAUUACCCUUAUUGCUGAAGAGCAGAAAUUCCAUGCACAUAAAGCAGUCCUGGCAGCCUGCAGUGACUACUUCCGAGCGAUGUUCAGUCUCUGCAUGGUUGAGAGUGAAGCUGAUGAGGUGAAUUUGCAUGGUGUCACAAGCCUUGGUUUAAAACAAGCCCUGGACUUUGCAUAUACUGGACAGAUCCUCUUGGAACCAGGGGUGAUACAGGACGUCCUAGCAGCUGGGAGUCAUUUGCAGCUACUGGAGCUUCUCAGUUUAUGUUCUCACUAUCUCAUUGAGGAAUUAAAUAGUUUUAAUUACUUGGACCUGUACAAGCUUGCGGAUCUUUUCAACCUCACUUUGUUGGAGAAUGCAGUCAUUGGCUUCUUAGUAAAACAUCUCUCUGAGCUAUUGAAGAGUCAUCCUGAGGAAGUUCUGGCACUCCCAUACUGUCUUCUUCGAGAGGUUUUUAAAAGCGAUAGACUCACUUCACUCAGUGAAGAACAAAUCUGGCAGCUGGCUGUGAGGUGGUUGGAACACAACUGCCGCUACCAGUAUCUGGAUGAACUCCUCCAGUACGUCCGCUUUGGCCUUAUGGAUGUGGAUACACUGCAUACUGUAGCUCUCACUCAUCCUCUCGUCCAAGCCAGUGAAACUGCGACAGCGCUCAUUAACGAGGCCUUGGCUUACCACCAGAGCGUCUAUGCACAGCCGGUUUGGCAAACUGCAAGGACAAAGCCUCGCUUCCAGUCAGAUACUCUUUAUAUUAUUGGUGGGAAAAAACGAGAAGUCUGUAAAGUGAAGGAGUUGCGGUACUUCAAUCCGGUAGACCAGGAGAACGUUCAUAUCGCGGGGAUCGCCAACUGGAGCGAGCUGGCGCCUAUGCCUGUGGGGAGGAGCCACCACUGCGUUGCUGUCAUGGGAGACUUCCUUUUUGUAGCUGGUGGAGAGGUAGAGCACUCCACAGGGCGCACGUGUGCCGUGAGAACUGUCUGUCGAUACGACCCCCGCACUAACUCCUGGGCGGAGAUAGCUCCGAUGAAGAACUGCCGGGAACACUUUGUGCUGGGAGCCGUGGACGAGUACCUCUAUGCCGUAGGGGGCAGGAACGAAUUGCGUCAAGUGUUGCCCACAGUCGAACGCUACUGCCCCAAGAAGAACAAGUGGACCUUUGUACAGUCCUUUGAUCGGUCACUCUCGUGCCAUGCGGGAUAUGUGGUGGAUGGUCUUCUUUGGAUAUCAGGAGGAGUAACAAAUACUGCACAAUAUCAAAAUAGACUCAUGGUCUAUGAUCCUAAGCAGAACAAGUGGUUAAGCCGCAGCCCGAUGCUGCAGAGGAGAGUGUACCACUCCAUGGCCGCUGUCCAGAGGAAGCUGUACGUGUUAGGUGGGAACGACCUCGACUACAACAACGAUCGGAUCCUGGUCCGUCACAUCGACUCCUACAGCAUAGACGCCGACCAGUGGACCCGUUGCAGCUUCAACAUGCUCACAGGUCAAAAUGAGUCUGGAGUUGCUGUCCACAACGGUAGAAUAUAUUUAGUUGGUGGCUAUUCGAUUUGGACAAAUGAGCCUUUGGCAUGUAUCCAGGUGCUGGAUGUUAGCAAGGAGGGGAAGGAAGAGGUAUUCUAUGGGCCUACGCUCCCCUUUGCUUCCAAUGGAAUAGCAGCCUGCUUUCUUCCAGCUCCUUAUUUCACAUGCCCCAACCUUCAGACUCUGCAAGUGCCUCACCACAGGAUCGGCACGAUGUGACACAUUCCUCGCGCUUCACGGAAUUGGAAGUGGAGGAGGAAAACAUCAAACCCUGUGUAUAGAAGGGUUUCUCUGGGUCAGUGAGAAGAAUCAAUCCACUUGGGCUGCUGCUUUGCCAUCACACAUUUGUCUUAAAGUCAGAUCACAGCAGGCAGGCAGGAAGUUCCAAAACCUGCGUGCGGUUUCUCGCCUUGGCCUCAGGCGCAGCAGCAGACGCGUGAGCGCGUUGUGCAUUUCUGCGGUGACCACUUGCUACGUGUCCUCUUCAUUUCCUUAUGCAACUUCAUCAGGCAUUGUGGAUGCUCUCAGCUCUUCCUGGGCCGCUGCUCUUUGGAGUCUGCACAUUCUGUUGCUCACCAAUGACGCUUUCAAAGACAAUAAAAAAGCUCUGUUUAUGUUGACAAACAUGAUAUAAUACUGUGCUAAUUAUGCAACUUACUCAAUACCUUUGGCAAAAAGAAUAACAAAUGUGUUGACUUCCAAUUUCGAACUCCAUCGUUUACAGUUUCUCAUUUAAUAAUACUUCAUUUGAAAUUUAAAUACUUCAAAACAGAUUAAAACAAAAAUAAAAAAACAAGCCCUAUAGGAUGAGGAACAGAUAAAAAUUGUCUCAGCUGAAAGGCAAAGAAAAUGAAGCCUCACGGUUAAACUCAAGUCUGAACUGAAUGUGUUUGUCUGACAAUCUAAAGAUUGUUUAGGAUGUCAUUUACCAAGGUCUACUACCAAAUAAAUGUUACCUUCUGUCAUAUGAUCAAUUCUUCCUGACAGCUGCAGUCUUCUAAUGGUGGAGAUCAGCCUCUUUACUGUAUAAUUAAAAUGUGCCAUUUACUUAAUAUUUUUAAUAUCCAGUUUGCAAGGGGUCACCACAUUUACAAUUAUCAAUGAACAGUCUCAUUUUGUCCAACAUAUGGUCCCACAAAUCACUGGCCUCCAGAGGCUAAACAGGUGUAGAACAAUGUCAAUAUUUAUUUAUUUAUUCUUUCAGUUUAUAUAGCGUGUCUCCAUUCCACUCUCUAGGCAUAUGCCAGCUCACAGCAAAUACUCUAACCCAGUAUAUUUUGGCUUUGCUUGGCUCCUGCAGUCCUUGUCUCUUAUCUCUGUGUUUUAUUUACAUAUUGAACAAAAAUGUCAAUGUUUGUAAAUAUUAACCAAGCAUGUAAUUAAAUCUUACUCUAUUUCUGAUUUAUGGAUACUCUGCACUUCUCUGCCUCACCUACUGAUCAGCUCCCUGCCACUGUGCUGCUUGAGCAGACCUGUCAAAUUCCUGCUGAUGCUCCUGCUAAUGCCACAUGUGGAAUGUGCUGCAGCAGUAGCCUGUGCCUGCUGGACAGGAACAGGUUUGACUUUGUCCAGUGAGCAGUGCUUUCUAACCAAAACUAUCUUUUAAGGGUCUGAUUACAGGGAGGUAACUUUAUUAUAAUUUCUGUCUCCUGCUGGGCAGUGUACU